Molecule: messenger RNA, 903 nt
Organism: Trichophyton benhamiae CBS 112371
Lineage: Eukaryota; Fungi; Ascomycota; Eurotiomycetes; Onygenales; Arthrodermataceae
Exons: 1
Coding region: 1-903 (300 amino acids)
Source: RefSeq, a predicted model, not a curated record
AUGGGUGAACAAAUAAUUGAACGAUUCCCCAUGUCGGCUGGGCCUGAUGCCAUUUUUGAAAGUUUCAAGAAGAAUGGAGUGGUUGUUAUUGAGAACUUCGUUACGAAGGAUCAACUGGACCGAUUCACUGCCGAAAUCGACCCUGCCCUGCAGAAGCUAACCGCGGGAUAUGCCUCUCGCAUAGAUGGUGAUGAACAAGUAGAUGAUUUCUUUGGGAAGAAAACUAAACGCCUUGGCCAAUUAUCAACUGUUAGCUCUGUCUUCCGCCACGAGUUUUUGGAGCAUGACUUGAUGCAUUCUCUUUUGGAGCGAAACUUUAUCGAUUAUCCUCUAGCCGGAUAUUGGAUGAAUACAAGCGAUGUCAUCGAAAUUGGACCUGGAAGCAAGCCACAACCUAUUCACCGUGAUCUAGAGCUGUAUCAUCCAUUUGUUAUAGGAGGUCCCGCGAUGCCAGAGGCUGUAUGCAAUUUCAUGGUUGCUCUCACCCCAUUUACGGCGGAGAACGGAGCGACGGUGUUCGCCCCCGGGACCCAUCUUAACGAGAGCUUUGAGAGGCUCGAGGACGGAGAGCUGCCGGGCGGUGACAAGACUAUCUCAGCUGUCAUGAACCCAGGGGACUGUGCCUUUUUUUCAGGAAAGGUCAUUCAUGGUGGUGGCACCAAUAGUACAACUGAUGAGUUCCGGCGUGGUUUGUCCAUGAGCUUUAUUCGAAGAAUAUUGUCGCCAGAGCAAGCACACCCGCUUUCAAUUUCCCGAGAGAUUAUCGAGACCAUGUCCUACCGAGGCCAGGCAAUGCUUGGAUUCCGAAGCAAUUGGCCUGCAAUUGGAGACGAGCCAGCUAUCAUCUGGUCCUAUCAAGGGUCAGACAUUGGGAAGAAGCUGGGGUUGGGAGACAAGAACUAA